Messenger RNA from Halichondria panicea, 3554 nucleotides. RefSeq names its product BLOC-2 complex member HPS3-like. Gene Ontology annotation, cellular component: cytoplasm. The coding region runs from base 127 to 3438 and encodes 1103 amino acids. The record is from RefSeq and is a predicted model, not a curated record. The transcript has 18 exons. Gene Ontology annotation, biological process: organelle organization. NCBI's taxonomy places the organism in Eukaryota, Metazoa, Porifera, Demospongiae, Suberitida, Halichondriidae.
CUCUUACUUUGGCAAGGGAAAAAACCAUUGAGGCUAUUAAACAAAAUUACACAACUUUCCAAGACACCACUACUAUUGAACCAAAGCUUUAUAUUGGACCAAGCAAGAGAGAUACACUAUAACAAGAUGGUGAAAGUCUGCAACUUCAGUUUCUUCAAUGAGCAGCGCAUCCUGAGCCCCAAGACGGGAGAGCCACUAGCCAUUGCUUGCUCUGAUGACCAUCUCUUUGUGGCAGAGGAAGGCUGUGUCCUGGAGGUCUACUCUCUCACCACCAAGGAACCUAUUGCUCAGUUACGAACUGUUAGUCCUGUUGUCCAGCUCCUCUACAACCCUCGAGGUGACUGUAUUGUCACCCUGGAGCGUAAGAAUGUGGUCUCUCGAAUGUUUGCCAGGGUGUAUUUCAAGUGGAGAGAGUCCAACGACGAUCGACCGAUGCGCAUCAGUUUAAUUACUUCGUUAACCCAGGGGCUACUCAGUGGGAGUCAAUCAGUACAGGCCGAAAUCAACGAGUUACCAGCGGACGAAACUAUGAGUGUAAACUGUGCAGCUGUGUGUAAGGAGAGUGGGCGUAUCGCCGUGGGGAUGGACUCAAGGAUACGCGUGUUCUCUCUGACCCCUGUCUACAAAGGGGGGUGUGUCACCUCGCACUGUAUUGAAAUCCUAUUGGACGUUGAAACGGGAGUGACUGUGCGGAAAGUCGACGUGUUUAACGAUUACCUUGCCUUUAUUUCAUCACGUGAAGCACGAGUUCUCAAACUGUCUCUACUCAACGAGGGACCUCCCCCUGUGAGAGUGGGCGUCGCCGAUAGCGAGGACAGUAGCACUACUACAGCUGGAUGGGAGAGCGACCAGGCCACGCCCACUCUACCACGCCCACAAAGGGUCCAACUGAUUGACCGAGCCAAGGAGAGUAUGAUCAAAACGGACGUACAUUUUGUUAGUUGGUCACCAUCGAAAGUUUGGGAGAAUGAGCGAUUGUCUGCUAGUAACAGCCUCAGUGCGUCACUCAACCUGUCACAUGAGCUGGAGCCACACCCACUUUACGAUAGCCUACCCCCUCCUCAAGGAUCACACAUUGAAACAUUGGCGCUUCCCGCUAUUACCAUGGCAACUCAAGAGAAGACGGUUGAACGACACCCAGUGGAAGUGUUGGGACCAGUGGAGUACGUGUGGGGACAGCCGGUGGAGGUGCGGCUAGACGAGGCCACACCCACUACUCGCUGUAGGGUCCUCACCAUGCUCUAUAGGAGGUUUUCUCUGAGUCAGGUGGACAGUGAUCAUAGCCGUAGAGCUGCCACAAUGAGUCUGCCCCCUAAAGGAAGUGGGCGGAGUCACGAUGAGUGGGGCCUACACACAAUCGAGCUGGUACCAGUACGACUAGAAGACUCUCAAACUGUUAUUGGAGUAUCCUGUUUCAUUGGUAGUCGUCUCCACGGUUACCUGUAUGAUGUUGCUAUGACGACUCGUCUAGUCUCUUCGUUCUCCUUCACCUCUGACACUACGGCUGUGGCUAGCGAUGGCUGCCUGUUCCACGCUCUCUCUCAGGGAACAGUGGAGACCUUCUCAAACAGAGCAAUGCAGGUGGCAUUGUUCAACAGACCCCCCACUGAGAGUGAGCAUGCCAAGUGGCUGAAACAGCCCUGUCCCAGUCCCAACAUGGACCUCACACUCAUGUCCUCCAGUAAGCUCAUUGGAGGUUGUUGCCUGGCAACCAGUCGGGACUACCUGGUGGUGCUCACUAAGAGCGGAGAGACCACACCCACUAGCAACCCAGCCAGCAGACUAUUGCAGUCACUACGGAGACCAACUACAGUAACAGCUGACCCUACCUGGAAUAUAUACAUACUGCUCAAGAAAGAUCCUCUCCCACUCUAUCAUCAGUUUGUGGAGUAUGCCGAGGCCAUCAGGGAGACGUCACUCUCAAUGUACCAGCACGUCAUCAGUGAGGGUCACAUACUACUGCGUAACCAGCUGCUACAGAAUGGAUCUCUCACAUCCUCUGCUCGAGGAGAACUGGACAAGACUCUGUCCCAGAACUGCUUCUCUCUGGCUGACUCCCUCUGUUCUGAUGUCAGGGGACCCAAGGUGGUGGCCUCCAUUGCAGCCAAGUACUUUGUCUUGUCUGGAGUCAGCAUUGCUAAAGUGAUCCAUCACAUCACUGAAAACUACACACAGGCAAGGGGCCUCCCGUAUCAAAUCCUCAUCAAGUAUCUCAGCCUCAUGUUGACAGGAGGGGAAGAGGUCGGAGGUGAACUAGAACCUGUUGCACACACUGUGCUGGACCUGUUUGCCCAGCACAAACCCAAGCAGCUCCCCACUGUCCUCCUCACCUCACCCCUCGGACAACUGGCACCAGAGCAUGGUCUAGGGUUGCUGAGUCAGCACUUGCAAGGCGGGCAGAAAUCCCCAGAGUUGUUCAAAGGUCAGCUGUGUCAUGUGAUCCUGCUCCUACGGCUGGAGAGAGAAGAUGAAGCCCGUGAAGUGUUACAACAAGUGCCUGAGGAUUUUCUGGUUGAUUGGCUCAAACAAAACAUGAGUGUUGUCGUGGAUACAAGCACCGUUAAGCUCACGUCAUUGGGCAAGAUGUUGUGGAGACAUUGGGAGGCGUGUCUGUUCGAGCUACUGAGCGAGAGCAUGUCGUCACGGCAACUCACACUCAAUCAACUCAUCUCUCUUAUCAAGGAGUUUCCGGCUGAUGAUGUGGGCCUGGCUGACAACACACUAUUCAAGGGCUUACUGGAGAGGUCUGUUCUCAAUAGAGAUCAGGAGAGCUACCAACUGCCUGCUGCCUUACAACUGGUGGACCUGCUGUUGGCUAGACUUGUCUCCACCCACCUACCACGCCCACCUUCAUCAACACCGUUCAGUCUAUAUGGUAGCCGUCAUAAAUGGUUGGACUCUCUACCUCCCUUUGACGGUUCACAGCCCUCGCAGCCGCAGACAAUGCUACAGGACCUCAUGCAGUUACAGGCUUUGCUGUGCAGUACUGAGCUGCUCCCAGUGAUGCAAGUGGCACAGCACACCCUCACUCAACGCAAGGGGUGUGGUCAAGAGAUGGUGGGUCUACUCUCACUACAGCUGCUCACUUGGCCUCACGUUGGAAAACUGAGAGAUGCUAUAGUGCUGGCUCUGGAGGAGUGCCCACCAGUGACAGUGGAGUUGUGUCUGACCUACCUACCCUCAGAGCUGAGCUCAUGGAGAGACCUCCUCUCACUUCUACUACAGCACUUGCUCAAGACUCCUCACUGUCCCUCACUGCAGGCACUCUACAAAGCCGCUCUGGAGCAUGUUGUAACCAUGACAACCCCGGAGGAGUUCCUGGGUCUACUGCCGUCCAAUGGGACGCUCCCAUUCUUCCUGCCCUUCAUAGAGAGCAGUCUACAGAAGUACGUUGCUAGGCAACUUGGAGAACAACUCAACUAUGGCUCAGUCAAGUAGUCAGCUAUCAAUAGCUUUGUCUUUUUUUGUGUAUUUUAGCAAAACGCUAUUAUGUCAAAUUUUAUACGUUCACUUUAACAAGAAUAAGUAUUAAUUUUUGCCAAACAGCUUCAACA